AUGCCAUCGUCCACGGAAGAACGUCUGUCAGCACAACUAGAUGAAGACAUCACCAACGGCGAUUUUCACAGCGUCAAAGACUUCUACGAGUCAGCAGACCCAGAAAAGCAAUCCAGCCUACUCACAGGCAUAGCCGAGCGUGCUGCAGCAAAGGCACGGGUUGACAUACUCCAUUGUAUCUGCGCCCAAUUUGGGUACUACAGCUUGGGGCUGAUGUAG
This is a messenger RNA of Aspergillus chevalieri, 219 nucleotides long. RefSeq lists its product as uncharacterized. The coding region runs from base 1 to 219 and encodes 72 amino acids. The transcript has a single exon. NCBI's taxonomy places the organism in Eukaryota, Fungi, Ascomycota, Eurotiomycetes, Eurotiales, Aspergillaceae. The record is from RefSeq and is a predicted model, not a curated record.